AUUGAGGGCUCAGAUUUUGCAAUAAGGGGCAUACACUGGACAAGUAUACACAAGUAUAGAACUAGAAAAGGCUAGGAUGAAUUCUUCAAAUGAUAUUGAAUACCCAAAGAAGAUACUGGACUACAUGGAGGGCUUCUUGGUGUCCAAGACUUUGUUUGCAGCUUGUGAACUUGGUGUGUUUGACUUUUUGUUGGUGUCCAAGCAAUCUAUGUCUUCAGCUGAUAUUGCAAAAGGCCUGAAGACGAGUGUUGAUGGCAUGGAGAGAUUGCUCAUGGCCUGUGUUGGAUUGAAGCUUCUACACGCAAACAUUCAGAAUGGAGAAGCACUGUACAGCAACACAGAGCUUUCCAGGAUAUAUCUGACCAGAACAAGUCCAAAGUCUUUAUUUCAUUCAAUACAGUACAACUCACAAACCAUCUACCUGUGCUGGCACUACCUGGCGGAUGCUGUGAGAGACGGGAAGAACCAAUAUGAAAAAGCUUUUGGUGUCAGUUCAGCUGACCUCUUCGAAGCCUUGUACAGAUCAGAUGAAGAAAUGAUUACAUUCAUGAAGCUCAUGAACUCGGUUUGGAAUAUAUGUGGUAAAGAUGUGGUCACAGCCUUUGACCUCUCACCUUUUCAAAGCAUAUACGAUCUUGGGGGUUGCAGUGGUGCUGUAGCCAAACAGUGUGUGUUUGCAUACCCAGAAUCCAUGGUGACAAUCUUCGAUCUCCCUAAGGUUGUACAAAUGGCAAAGGAGCACUUUGUGUCAUCGGAUGAGAGGAGAAUUUCAUUCCAUGAAGGAGACUUCUUUAGAGAUCCUAUUCCUGCCUCUGACCUCUAUAUCCUGGCUCGGAUUCUUCAUGACUGGACAGACGAGAAAUGUCUGGAGCUGCUCACCAAAGUGAACAAGGCCUGUAAACCAGGAGGUGGGUUGCUGCUGAUUGAAGCCUUAUUGAAUGAAGACAAGAGCGGUCCUCUAACAACCCAACUCUACUCACUUAACAUGCUGGUGCAGACAGAGGGGCGAGAAAGGUCUCCCUCAGAGUACAUCCACCUCAUGGGCGCAGCAGGAUUUACAGACAUUCAGGUCAAGAGAACUGGAAAACUGUAUGAUGCUGUUUUGGGAAGAAAGUAAACAGGCCUUUUAAUUGCUUUUAGAUUGCCAUGGUUCACUAAUUUACUCUCUGUUUAUAUGUUUUAGGCCUAAAUUAAAUUACUGUAUCUCUCAUUCUUAUCUGCUCCCAUUAGGAGUAGUUUCUUACACUGAAAAUCUCUCCUUUUUACGGCCAUAUAUCAAGACCUUUUUUUUUUUACUUUGAAGAAAAGGCUUUCACUUUUGUUUUAGGAUUUAAAAGAUUAGGAAGGCUUUUUUUUUUGGAGUAAACUCAUGAAAUGACCCGUGUAAAUGUGGUAUAAUAUUUAUUUGUGCUGACAACACAUAAUUGUAAGUAGUGACGAUGGGGGAAAUAAAUUGAUAUGUUAUCGUGGGGUCUAGACAUUUCAAAUUGCUAUGUCGAUAUCACAAAAGGAAUGAUCUCAGAAUUUCAACAAUCAAAAUUGUUAUGCUGAGAUCACAAGACAAAGUAUCUCAGGAUUUCGACACUUCAAUUGUUAUGUCAAGAUUGCAAGAUGAAUUACAUUAUAGGGGGAAAAAAAUCACUCUGAUGAAUCUGUGAUACUAACCUUAAUCGAAACAGAAAUACAGUAAAUGUUGCUACAUUCAGUCCACGUAUUGCAUUCGUUUAUAUUUACACCCAAACCCUGUUUUUACACGAAACAGUUUAAGGAGAUGCACACAAUUAAAACACUCAGGACCUGUUCAGCAGCUGCCUCAGUAUCAAGGACAGUCAUGUUAGUAGGCUGCUCCAAGACUUCAGUUAUCAGAUCAGCAAUAGCAAACUGAAGGGAUAGUAAUCACAAAGAGAGACCACCGUGACCACAUACUGAUGGCAAUGGACAGAUGGAAACGGUGGUUAGAGAAGCUACUUGACAAGCCUGAAAUAUUAAUGAAUGAAUUAAAUACCAUUUUUUAAAACACAUUCCUUGUGGAGUUUAUGCCACGUGUUGUUAUGGCUGUGAUCAGGAUAAACAGUGGCCCAUCCCAGUAUUAGUUGCAGGUCCUAACAAAGUGGCCAGGCAAUGGCUGAAAGUUCAACUUUAGGAAUUCUUUGCAACAAAUGAAAUAUAGCAUCACACAUCACAUCUGUGUGGCUCAUACAGGAAGACAAGUUUUGAUUGCUGUGUGAAAUAACAAUAUUUCAUCGAUCAGAGGUUUUUUUUUUAUUGCUGUUUGAAAUAACAACGAUUCAGAGACUCAUUUGUGGUUUCUGCUCAUUGGGAAGUUUCAUAUCUUUGUUACAUUCAUCAGACGGCAGUUAUGACUGGAGCAACAGGCUUACGAAUGACACACACACCACUGCAAAUUAGAAACAGAACAUUUGAGUUAUUGCUCACGUAAACAAGGAUGACAUUCAUCAACAUUUCAGAGAUUAAACAAUUCUUGUUUGCCUCCAAUAUGCUUGAGCUUUUAAUCUCUUGUAGUUUGCUGUGAUGACUUUCAUUCAGUGUUUUAUUGAUUCCAGCAGUGCUUUGACUGCUUCAAAUCCGAAACUUCAUAGGCAAAAAUGACACAGUUCGACCAAACCGGUUUGUUUUUUUUAUUGUUUUUUUUGUUUUUGUUUUUUUUGCAAUAACUACAGAUAGAUGUUUUUGUUUUGUGAACUUUGUUAAAAGACUGGCAAUGAAGAGGCUUAUGUUUUCAUCACUUUCUGGUUGAAUCCUGAAUCUUGAGCGACUUUCUACUUCAGCAAAUAGUAAUAGAGUAAUCGAUCCAAAAAUGUAGUGAAGAGCCACCCAAUCAUAUUAUAGUAUAAUGUGGAAUGUGGUGGUGAGAAACUGAAGCUUAUUAAAUGCCUUUACUUACAUUUUUUAAUUACUAUCUAGAGAUGUCGAUUAGAAAUGAACCUUGAUAAAAACAUUCUUUAGUACAAAUUAAAGAGGGUUUCCGAGUCUGAUUUCUUAAGUUUUGAUACAGCUUUAUAGAUUAGUUAUAGAAUCAUUAUGUAUAUUUUGUUUAUGUAAAAUACUUGCAGCUAACAUAUUUGUUUGUCCGUGUGCAUGCAUUUCCAAAUUUCUGGAAACAGUGUAUUAGAGAUAUGUGCAGUGUAUUCCUCAGCAUCAUAAAUCUUGGAAAAAAGAGAGAGCAUUAGAAACAAGGCUUUCUAGAAAGUAUGACUGCCUGCUGUUGCUGUUGCUUUGCUCUGAACAUACAAGUCAAAAAUGGUUGUGGUUUACAGUAUGCAUUGAAUGUCAGCUCAUAUCAAGGGAGUUAAUGAAAUGAAUUAUUCCUCUUCCAUUUUACAGAUAUUCAGGAAAACAGAAAUGUUGUUUUUAACCAAUUCCUCUUUUCAACCUUCUUUUUUAGUUGACACGGUUUUCUUUUUUCAAAUUGUUUGAAAAAGCUCCCUUGUAUGUGAAACUGCCUUGAAAUAAUCAUGCAUUAGUCCGAAUUACCAGUAAAAGAUUCAUUUAAAUAAGAUAAACCCCUGC
Polyodon spathula (Mississippi paddlefish) is the source of this 3531-nucleotide messenger RNA. Its product is annotated as acetylserotonin O-methyltransferase-like. The coding region runs from base 77 to 1117 and encodes 346 amino acids. Lineage: Eukaryota; Metazoa; Chordata; Actinopteri; Acipenseriformes; Polyodontidae. Gene Ontology annotation, biological process: methylation; melatonin biosynthetic process. Gene Ontology annotation, molecular function: acetylserotonin O-methyltransferase activity. The record is from RefSeq and is a predicted model, not a curated record. The transcript is spliced from 8 exons.